Messenger RNA from Rhododendron vialii, 1277 nucleotides. RefSeq lists its product as uncharacterized. The record is from RefSeq and is a predicted model, not a curated record. The transcript has 4 exons. The coding region runs from base 1 to 684 and encodes 227 amino acids. Lineage: Eukaryota; Viridiplantae; Streptophyta; Magnoliopsida; Ericales; Ericaceae.
AUGACAACUGGAAAGAAGCGACUGCGAGUUGAAAAAGGGUCUAAGGCAGGAGUAAAAGGGUCAAAAGCAGGAGAGGGAAGUACCCACAACAAUCCUUAUCUGUUUUUCCUUGACGAUUAUCUGAAAAAAGCCAAAGCUGCCAAUAAGAGUCCAAGGUUUAUAAUUGCAAAGUAUACCAAAGUAGCUGCGGAAAUAUGGAAUAACAUGUCUGAUGCGGAAAAAGUGCCAUUCGUGGACAUGGCGAAAGAAAGAAAAGCCCGCAUUAAAAAGCAUAUUCCGAAGGAAAAAAAGAAAAAUGCGGCGCCGGUAUUUCGCAGUCGGUGCUCGCCGUUGAAAUUGUUCAAAGUAAAUGAGGCAUUGACCAAAGCCCAACAAGAUGCUGUUCAAGGAGUGGGUUUUGGUUCAAUGCUUCAAUUGAAGUGUCGAAUGUUGAACUGUGAUUUUAUAAGUCGGUUAGUUAAGCAUUUCAACCCUGUCACCAAGAGCUUGGAGUUUGGGAGGUUGAGGGUUUAUACAAUCACGCCUGAUGAUGUUCGAAGGGCGCUAGGGCUAUCUUGUGGAACGAUACCAGUUCCGACGGACUGUCAAGACCCCCACUUUGAACACAUUAGGAAGAUGUUUGGGACAAAAAAAACCGUUGAAGAGAGGAGUGACAUUUGCGAUGAUGCAAAAAGUAUUCAAUGAAAAGAAAGCUGAUGUGAAGUUCCAGACGUCGUACGUGCUGUUUGUGCUUUCUUGUUUCUUGUGUCCAACCACGAAGGAUGUGGCCGCCACAAAAUUUUACCCGGCAGUGCACAAUUUAUUGCAAACUCCAACAUAUGCAUGGGUAGAAUUUGUGCUUGAUUGGUUGGCGAAUGAAAUUGCAAAGUACAAGAAGAGAAAUGGCAAGGUUGUUGGUGAUAAGAAGGAUUGCGUUGGCGUUGCUGGUUGUGUGUUACUUCUAAUGGUAAGUACAUCAACAUGUUUUUAUUGCAUUUCAAUUGUUUGCUAUCAAAUUCGUCUGUACUCUAUUGUGAGUCAUAAUAUUUUUUUUGUUGCAACUUAUAUAUUUUGACAAACAGCCAAUGGGUAUGAAGGUUGGGAGUGAAGGUGAACCCCUUAUUCAGUCAUGGACGACAAAGUUAAUAAAAGAACGUAUUGCAAAGGAGGAGACGUUGGAGUUGGUAGAUCCAAUUUCUGAUCGAUUCCCUGAGGCUUCUUAUUGGCAUCCGGUGAGGAAACUUAAUUUCGUUGCCGAUAUACAAUUGGACCAUUUAUGUCAUUUAAAUUCAUAACAU